AUGGCGGCGGCCCAAAGCGGCCGUUUGUGCAAGUCCCUCCGCUCAGAAGGGACAGAGUGUGCUAUCGAGCCCGAGAGAUUGGCUUCCAUUGCGGAAACUCGCCUGGGCCUGCUGGCUCUCUGGAUGCUCAUGGCAACAGCGGCAUGGGUUUGCGGUCUCUAUGCGAUAGUGUACUUUACGAUGCACCUCUCGGAGCACCACCAGUAUACCCGCUGCCGGUGUGACAGGCGCCGAGCAGGUCUGUGCAUCCUGGGAUCCUUGACUCUCUACGUUUCUGGGCUCUUGCUGAUCCUUUCUCUGUACAUAUUCAAUGCAGACCGCGUGCCGCCAGAAUUACAGGUUGUGGACAAUAUGGACCCGCCCUACGCCAUAGAUAUCCAAGUGGAAAGCGUUGGUGCUUGGACGAACAUGUCCAAGAUGAGCCAACUGCGCAUGGAGUACUUGUGGGGUCCAGGGGUCCCGUACUGGGAAUACACCGACAUAGCCGGCAUCCUUUUUGGAUGUUUGGUUCUCGUGCUUCCGCUGACGGCAUAUGUGCUGGGGGACGAUGGAGAUGAGGACGAUUGA
This is a messenger RNA of Symbiodinium necroappetens, 567 nucleotides long. Lineage: Eukaryota; Dinophyceae; Suessiales; Symbiodiniaceae. The record is from the annotation of a GenBank genome assembly.